Messenger RNA from Hepatospora eriocheir, 438 nucleotides. The record is from the annotation of a GenBank genome assembly. Lineage: Eukaryota; Fungi; Microsporidia; Hepatosporidae.
AUGUCAAUAGAUAUUAAAAAGAGUAGAGCUUUUAUAACAUUUAAAUAUAAAGGAAAGAGUUUAGAAGAACUUUUAGAAAUGAGUGUAAUGGAGUUUGCAGAAUUGAUACCAUCAUCAGCUAGAAGACACUUAAAAAGAGGAAUUUCAACCGAAGAGUAUGAAUUGAUAAAGAAAUGUGAAUCUUAUCUUAAAGAAGCUAAAAAGAGUGAUGAAAAACCAAAACCAAUUUUAACUAAAGAAAGAACAACAAUAAUUCUGCCAUCAAUGAUUGGAGUAACAAUUGGAAUUCAUCGCGGUAACGGAUAUUUUCCAGUAGAAAUUAAACCCGAAAUGAUAGGAAAGAGAUUGAGAGACUUUGUUUGUACCAAGACACAUCCAAGUCACGGUAGAAAUACAGUUGGUGUGAUUUCAAGUAAGCCAGUUAGUUUGUUAAAAUAA